Molecule: messenger RNA, 1698 nt
Organism: Lactuca saligna
Lineage: Eukaryota; Viridiplantae; Streptophyta; Magnoliopsida; Asterales; Asteraceae
Source: the annotation of a GenBank genome assembly
AAAUCAUUUGUUUUUUAAAUGUUCUACCUAAUACUUACUAAUUAAUUCCUUAAGCAACCACCGAAAGCACCAAACCAAACCCGAGCCUAGAAUUUGAGUUGCCGGCAAGUGGAGAUUGCUUUCUGCUGCUUCCUCUUCGAUCUGAAACAGUAAAGGUUUAUAUAAAUGGCAGACUCCGAGGAGAUUCCGCCCCUUGUUUUUGACAUUGGAUCUGGAAUGGUGAAGGCAGGGUUUGCCGGGGAUGAUAGUCCUAGGACGGUGUUCCCUAGUAUUGUGGGUAGGCUGCGACACACUAGUGCUAUGAUGGGCAUGGGUCAGAGGAAUGCUUAUGUAGGAGAUGAAGCCAUGUCGAAAAUUGGUAUUUUGACUGUGAAAUACCCAAUUGAGCGUGGUAUUGCCAGCAACUGGGACGAUAUGGAAAAGAUUUUGCAUCACACUUACUAUGGGGAGCUUCGUGUUGCUCCUGAAGCGCACCCUGUGCUUCUUACGGAGGUACCAUUAAAUCUCAAGUCAAACAGAGAGAAGAUGACUGAAGCCAUGUUUGAGACCUUCAAUGUUCCCGCCAUGUACAUUUCAAUCGCGGGUGUGCUUUCAAUGCACGCAAGUGGUCUUACAACUGGUAUCGUGUUGGAUUCCGGGGACGGAGUGUCUUACACGAUCCCAAUUUAUAAAGGGUAUGCAAUUCCUCACGCCAUCCUCCGUCUUUAUCUCGCUGGCAGUGACCUUACAGAUCACCUAAUGGGAAUUAUGAAUGAAAGAGGCUACUUGUUCACCACAAGCACUGAACGAGAACUUAUCCGAGACCUGAAAGAAAAGCUCACAUAUGUGGCUCUUGACUACAACCAAGAACUCGAAGCUGCAAAAAGUAGCGCUUCUAUUGAAAAGAAGUAUGAGUUGCCCGACGGGCGGUUUAUCACGAUUGGGGCAGAGAGAUUCCGCUGCCCAGAGGUUCUGUUCCAGCCUAAUGUUAUUGGAAUGGAAGCUACUGGUAUUCAUGAGAUGACCUACAACUCUGUCAUUAAGUGUGAUAUUGAUCUAAGGAGGCAUCUUUUUGGACAUAUUCUGCUUAGUGGUGGGUCAACGAUACUCCCAGGCUUUGCUGACCGGAUGACCAAGGAAAUCACUGCCCUUGCCCCUAGCAGCAUAAAGAUCAAUGUGGUUGCACCACCUGCAAGGAAAUACAGUGUGUGGAUAGGAGGAUCAAUGCUUGCAUCUCUCAGCACCUUCCAACAGAUGUGUAUUUCCAAGGCUGAGUAUGACGAAUCUGGUCAAUCUAUUGUCCACAGGAAGUGCUUCUGAGUAGUAUAAGAAAAGCAGAUAUUAACAUGUGGAGUUGUCUAUUUUUUAUGAGAGGCAUGGUGAUCAGAAAAGCAUUCACAUCUCUUGCAUGGGCCACAAAUAGAGAGGGAGCUUCUUUCCUAUCUUGUUGCAUCUUUUGGGUGGGACAAAAAUUGAUUUUUUUUCGUCUAAUUGACAUCAUUCUAGUCUCCGGUUCAGUUGCAUAAAAAAACAUAUAAUUACAAAGUGGUUUUUCAUGACACUAACUUAUUAAUUUGUGAUAAACGGAAAGGAUUCUUGACGGAGGUGUACAAAUCAAGUUGUAUCUUAUAUUCUCCAUUUCAAGCUAACAUGCUUUAUGGUCAAGUUUCUACAUGUUUGUUUUAAUAAGGAACUGGGAAUCCAAAUGUUUGUUCUGAU